Molecule: messenger RNA, 2541 nt
Organism: Procambarus clarkii (red swamp crayfish)
Lineage: Eukaryota; Metazoa; Arthropoda; Malacostraca; Decapoda; Cambaridae
Source: RefSeq, a predicted model, not a curated record
UCAGAGGAGGCGCGAGUUAAGAACACUGCCACCACCACCACCACAACGCCCGCUACCACUCCAACACCACCACGGUGGCUCACCACUCACCACCACAACUCCAUUUUCCACCACCAACAUCACCACUACAACAUUCUCAAACCAUAAUUUCAAUUUUACCGAUCUAACUGCUAAUUUUGAUUACGUUUGGAGGACUACAAAGACUACGCCACCGUCGGGUCAAGUGUCAGCCCCUGACCGAGACUUGGUCAACUCAAGAGCGGUGCCCACACACACCUCCUACGGUGAUGGCCACACACGCUACAGGAGCCCUGGCCGCCCUGCUGGUGCUGAACACAGCCGUGGUGGUGUCGGCGUCACCUCCACCAGCCCAGGACAGCCCGCCCCACGUCCGACAUGCUCGACACCUUCACCACUUACUCGACCCCUUCGGUCUGCUGAAGAAGGCCGGGGAGGCUAUGAGCGGGGCGGUGGAGGGCGUGCAGGGCGCCGUCCAAGGCCUGGGCAAGACCAUGGAUCAAGGCGCCCAACACCUCACCACAAUGUUGCAAGACGGCGCUAAGUCACUGGAUUCCGUCUUCAAGAACCACAUGGGACAGGCGCGCGCGGGUCUGGAGGAGGCGGGCAAAGUGGCGACCAUUGUCAGUGAGGACCUGGCCGAGUCGGUCUCCAGUCUGGUCUCUAACCAUCUGCAGGGACCCUCCCAAGACCAGGUUAUGAGGCGGGAAGGCAUCGUCGACGGCUUCCUCAGGAUGGUGGGCAUCGAACCCUCGCAAGUGGGGCUCAUGGCUCUCAAUGUGCUCAUCUUCCUGGCUGAACUGAUAACGUCGUCGCUAAUAGGGAACAAGAAGAAUGACAUCCCGGAGACACGGUCAGGCGAGGACUCCAUCAUCACUUGGCUUCUCACACGCAACCCAUUCAAGGUGGACACCAUGUUGAAGGAGGCGCAAGACCCCGGCCUACCCCGCGCCAUCAUUGAGAAGCUGGUGGAGGCGACGGGCGACGACACCGCCUGCGUGCAGCUGCUGGUGUGUAAGAUGUCUCCCGUAGUGUGGGGCCUCCAGCGUUCCGUCAACCACUCAUCCCAGUCCACACCAAUGGACAAUGAGGCCCAUGAGAAAGGAAUUUUCCAGACGCUGUACUCGUCCCUGCCGGAGCUCGAAGACUUCGUGGAGUUCUCAGAGUCGUGUGAGAGACAAUUUCCGGCUUGUCCUCUCCUCAGCCUCUCUCAACUCGGCGUGUGAGGCCAUACUACUUUCUUGUCUCAAUACCUUCAGGAACGCACCUGAUUUACAUAUUACUGAGAGCAACAUAAUCUUCCGUUUCUUCACGGCCUCCUGGGGCACAGCGCUGUGAAAUUUAUACUUCUAGUCAUCAUACCUGAUCAUUACCUCUAGCCAUUCUCUACAAUCUCAGCCUUCACUCAUCACCACCAAUUACAAACAUGAGAAGUGGGUCUGUACAAGCUCGUGUAUUUAAAUACAAGAUACUGAAACGUUAAAGACGUAUAUAUGAUGACAAUUUCAAGUCGUAAGAGACUGAUACGGCAAGGCAAUCAUAACUUUUCUUUAUUUGUUCCUUAAAUGUAUUUAAAAAAUGGUCCUUAGCCUCUUGCACUCCACCUUCACAAGAAGCAUCAACAACUACAACAGCGCCGGGGACAAAGAUGGGACGGUUUGAAGUUCAAAUUUUGGCGAAUAGAAAAUGGUUUUGGUUUACGAGAACCUUGAUGAGGCUGGCUGAUGAUGGGCAGACACACAACGCGAUAAUUCCUCUGGUGCUUCCUAGCAACUGAAGCAGUUUAAAGACAAUGCCAGGUGAGGUAGAUAGACCUACAAGACGAGGUAGAGAGGUCUACCAGGUGAUUCAGAUAGGCCUAAAAGACGAGGCAGAGCGACCUACAAGAUGCGGAUAGGCCUCUGCAUCACAAGAUGAUGCAAAAAGGCCUACAAGGUGAUGUAGAGAGGCCUACAAGGUAAUGCAGAGGUUUGAAAGGUGAUGCAGAGGCUUACAAGAUGAUGUAGAGGCCUAUAAGAUAAUGCAGAGGCCUACAAGGUAAUCUAGACAACACAAUUCAGAACAGUGACAUGAUGUUCAAAACUUCAGACCACUUAGACUCAAGCCAUUUCUACAAUAUUUUUGCCCGUUGAUUUAAACUUCUGGCACGAAUACAGACAAAUAUACAAGCAAUAAAUCUACAAAAAUAAGCGUCGAUUUAUUAGAGAAAAGAUCAAGGCCGUAUUUUUUUUUUAUUAAAUUAAUAUUGAAAACAAUCAAAGAGAAAACUUUGUACCGUAUUUCACGUUUUUAUAAAUGACAAUGAAACGUGAUUUUUUCCUUAGUUGUCACACCUCAAAGGUUUUGGUAUCAUUGUGAAUUUUGGGUGUUUUGAAUAGUAAGAAAUCUGUGUAGAUCUGCUUCACUGGGGAGACGCGCAGGCGCGCAGUUGUUAUAAGGGAUACAUAGGGCAUUGUUGUCAGCGCCUCACCCAACUAGAGAGGGUCUGGCCUUGUUAGUCUCGAGUAAACAUGUCUCUAAGUC